Molecule: messenger RNA, 408 nt
Organism: Vairimorpha ceranae
Lineage: Eukaryota; Fungi; Microsporidia; Nosematidae
Exons: 1
Coding region: 1-408 (135 amino acids)
Source: RefSeq, a predicted model, not a curated record
AUGUUUUGUAAAAUAUUUUUCCAAAUCACUAUAACUUUUCCAACAAUUCCAAUAAAUUAUUUUAUCAACUUUAAUAUAUCUAAAAAUAAUAUUUUGCAGUUUCAACUUAUUGCGCAAUCUGACAGGCGUUACAAAAAUCUUUCUGAUAACUCGAUCUACUGCACCAAAAUACCCUCGCUUCCUCAACUCUUCAACUUUUGUUAUAUUUCCUUUUCUCGAAUUUACUUUCGUCUUUUCAACAAAAUUAUUAUUUCCUCCAAGAAACAAUGUGCCUAUAUAUUUAAUGAAAUUCUCGCCUUAUCACAUUUGUUUAAAAUAACAGAUAAUUUCUGUUUUGAAAUACCACUAAUAACACAUAUUAAAUUUAAUAAUACAUUAUUUGAAAACAAAUUUAAACCCUUUAUAUAA